CGCCCUGGGCUCUGAAAACACGCGGGGUGCUCUCGCCUCGCCCUCUUCAGUCGGGCCCCCGCUUCCCAGGUCCCGGCAGGUGGGCGAGGCUGGGGGGCGGCCUGGCUCCCGUCGGGGUGCGCCGCCGACCCCAGAGCUCCGCCGCGGCCCCGCGCCCCCGCCUCCUCCGAAGAAACCGAGCUGAAGUGCUAAGUUUGAAGAAAGUCUUUGAAACUCACGCCGCAGCCGAGCAGAGUCCUCGUGGCCCGGGAGUCCCGGCUGUUUCCCUUUCAUCCCCUUCCCUGCAAACUGGGUUCCCCAGCGCAGGCCGCGGGUCCCCAAGGACAGGAGCGGGAGGCUUGUUUGGCUCCAACUUCUUACCCUGCAACUCCCUAGCGCGGCUCCCAGGCCUGCGUGGAGUUACCAAAAAGCUCGGUGAAGCGACAGGUCCUCUAGGGCCCUGGUCCACGCCGCUUCCUGACCCCCGAGAGCGGUGCCUCCGGUUCGGGGCAACUGGGGGAGCCAAGCUUCGACCCUCCAGCCCGGGUCAGCGCGAGCGACGCCGCCGAGGCCUAGUUCUCGGGCGCGGAUAGGGUGCUGGGACCGCGGGCUCAGCUAGUAGGGUAGGCAGGGAGCGCACGGGACCUGCUGCCCUCAAACCUCCCAAAUCUGCCAGACCCUUUGGGCCACAGUCCCCGCCCGGACCCCACUGUCCACACCAGGACCCGGUAGAAAGAAGGACCGCUUGAGCUGGUGAAGAAAGGCCUGCGGCUCCGACGAGGCACCCCUAACCUGGGCCGUGUCUCAGACCCGCCGAGGCUACAGUGGCCCCUUCUGCGUCUUCUGGCCGGCUGUGGGGGACCUGGUCUCGCUUCCUAAAACAUUUCAAACAGAAUGAAACAGCCCCUCAUCUUCUGGGCGCCUGCAGCGGGGCCCAGUGCACAUUUGCUGUGCCGUGUAGGGCCGGCUCUCCCCGGCUAGAAUUUUGCCUACACUUGGGACUUCGCACACGCCGCGGUUGACUCUGACCUCCCAGCGUAGUCCAGCUUUUAACUUCUCCUCACUCCUAGCGAUGCCCUACGAGUCUUUGGCCCAUUCCAGGCACGAAAAGAGGUGACGCCGAUCCAGAAAAGUUUGUUUUUUUGAGGAAGUCUUGGUCUUUGGACUAAGGCCUAGUAGAGCCGAAUUGACCGCCCCGCGCAGUCCACAGCCUGUGUCCCCUCCCCACCCCGUGGCUCCUUGCCUCUGACAAGACCAGGAAGCCGAGAUGGCUGCGAAUGACUCUUUCCUUGUGUCUCCUGUCUCCACAGGCCGAGCCCCAAGACCCAACAGAGCUUGAAGGACUGCGCGGUGGUAGCCCCGCAUUGCGCCUGGCCCCCUGGAUCCGUCGGGGCGCCUUCACCCGGCUGUUAGCAUGAUGUCUUACCUCAAACAACCCCCAUAUGGCAUGAACGGGCUGGGCCUGGCCGGGCCCGCCAUGGACCUCCUGCACCCCUCCGUGGGCUAUCCGGCCACUCCGCGGAAGCAGCGGCGGGAGCGCACCACUUUCACGCGCUCGCAGCUGGACGUGCUCGAGGCGCUCUUCGCCAAGACUCGCUACCCUGACAUUUUCAUGCGCGAGGAGGUGGCGCUCAAGAUCAACCUGCCGGAGUCCAGAGUCCAGGUCUGGUUCAAGAACCGUCGCGCCAAAUGCCGCCAGCAGCAGCAGAGCGGGAGCGGGACAAAAAAGAACCCCGCCAAGAAGAAUUUCCCGGUCCGAGCCGGGCCCGAAAGCAGCGGCCAGUCACCCCCCCCCUUCCAAUCCGCCUCGUCCUCGAACUCCGCUUCCAGCGCUUCCGCCAACCCGACGGCCGUGGCGGCCGCAGGCCUGGGCGGGAACCCGGCGGUGGCAGCGCCGUCGUCCUUGAGUACGCCUGCCGCCUCGUCCAUCUGGAGUCCGGCCUCCAUCUCUCCGGGCUCCGCACCUGCGUCGGUGUCGGUGCCCGAGCCCUUGGCCGCACCUAGCAACGCGUCGUGUAUGCAGCGCUCGGUAGCCGCCGGCGCGGCCUCGGCUCACUCGCACCACCACCCGCACCAGCUCAGCCCCAUGGCAUCAUCCUCCAUGGCGGGCCACCAUCACCACCAUCCCCACGCACACCACCCCUUGAGCCAGUCCUCCGGCCACCACCACCACCACCAUCACCACCACCACCAGGGCUAUGGCAGCUCAGGGCUCGCCUUCAACUCUGCCGACUGCUUGGAUUACAAGGAGCCUGGCGCCACCGCCGCUUCCUCUGCUUGGAAACUCAACUUCAACUCGCCCGACUGUCUGGACUAUAAAGACCAAGCCUCGUGGCGGUUCCAGGUAUUGUGAGCCCAGGAGUGGGAGAGGAGGAAGAGAAACGAAACUACCUACGCUCCCUGUGGUCCCCGUCCUGUUGCUGCUGCUGCACCACCCGCCUUUGCCUCGGCUUCUCCAGAUCUGAUUUUCAUGCCCCUAAACGAUGCCCAUGGCCUGCACUGCCGCCCUCACCUUCGUGCCACUUGCUAGGGUAGGAGGUGCAAAUCCACCCACCCCCUGGACGAAGGGACCGGUGCUUUGGCUUGGCCCACAAGUUCUAUACGGGAGCGCUGUGUGCUCUCCCCCUUAACCCGACCGAACUCCCAAUUCACCCUCUCCCAGUCUUUCUGGACAAUUAGUAUGCACUUGCAGCCUUCGGAGGCCCUUGGCUCUGACUGGCUGUUUGAGCCCUACACUUUUAUUUAUUCUUCCUGGACACUGGAGUCACUAACUGGCAUGUGUUUGCCCAUUCGAGUGCACCCACACUCUACUCCCAAACACCCACCGCGUAUUCUUCCCGUGCAGGCUGCCGUCCCUUCAUCUGCCCUGGGCCCCGCUCCCCGCCUGCAGGCCCGAGCUCUCGGCUCUUCCUCCUCCCAGGACGCAGGAUGCGCUGGGGCCGGCCCCGGAGGAGGCGCCCCCCGCUUCUCACGCUCAGCCCCGCCCCGCGUAGACCAGGCUCACGCUUCCGCCUCAGCGGGAAUGCUGUACAUAGUCGGUCCGUUCCAAGGACCACUCACACUUUCUAGUGGCUGUUGGUUGAACUGAAGCAUAUCUCGUUUUAGCGCCCAGGAAAUAGAACUUUAAGAUAUAUACAACAUAUAUAUAUAUAUACAUAUACACAUCUAUAUAUAAAACAAAAGCAAAAAUAUUUCCCUCUGUCCCCCUGCUUCUCUUCCUCAAACGAUGGCGCUUUUCCUUUUUCAGUUGUUCAAAGCUGCCCUGCCCUCACACCUUUUCCCUGUUUGUAUUUAUUAAAGAGAACCGUUUGGGCGCUGGGGGUCGGAGGGCCCGGAGUGUGGAGGAAGCGGAAAAGUCAGGUUAGAGGGGAGGGGGCUGGGCUGGGGCGCAGGGCUGUGUCCUUCGGGGCUAAGCACAGGGUCGCAGUUCUGGUUUAGAGACCAAAAAAGAAAAAAAAAAGGAAAGAAAAACAUGUUAUGGGAAAACAAACAAACCCAGGUCCCAAACCCCAGUACCCGUUCCCGCCAGCUUCUCUCUCUAAGCCUCCCCUGUUUUGUCUAGUGAGUUCUUAGUGCACCUCGCGCUUCCAAAUAUGCGGACCGCCCGCGCCUGUGUAUCAAUUUUGGCUUUGGCCGUUUCGUCCAGUAGGUGGGAAAGUAAUUUGUAAAUUUAAUUUGUCCGAUGUGAAGACCACAAAUUACUUGUUGAAAUGUGAGGCAGCCCCCCACCCCGUUUAUCUACAUUACUUCCCGAAAAUAAAUGCAAAUUCAUGAGCGAA
Myotis lucifugus (little brown bat) is the source of this 3758-nucleotide messenger RNA. RefSeq names its product orthodenticle homeobox 1 (gene OTX1). The record is from RefSeq and is a predicted model, not a curated record. Gene Ontology annotation, cellular component: nucleus. Gene Ontology annotation, biological process: regulation of transcription by RNA polymerase II; multicellular organism development. Gene Ontology annotation, molecular function: RNA polymerase II cis-regulatory region sequence-specific DNA binding; DNA-binding transcription factor activity, RNA polymerase II-specific. Lineage: Eukaryota; Metazoa; Chordata; Mammalia; Chiroptera; Vespertilionidae.